This is a messenger RNA of Amborella trichopoda, 9650 nucleotides long. The record is from RefSeq and is a predicted model, not a curated record. NCBI's taxonomy places the organism in Eukaryota, Viridiplantae, Streptophyta, Magnoliopsida, Amborellales, Amborellaceae.
UCUCUCUCUCUCUCUUUCUCUCUCUCUCUCUCUCUCUCAGCAACCAGAAUAGGGCAAAGGUCAGGAGAGUCUUGCUGUGCCCUAAAAUGGACUCUCUCUCUAUUUCUCCAACUUUGACGUUCCUUUUGCAACUUGAAUAGGGCAAUCGGGCUGGAGAAUCGAAGAGAAGAAACCUUGGUUAAUGAUCUCGAUCUUGUCUCCAUAGCCAUCGGUACCAGGUCACUGUUGUUUAUUUUUCUCUCUCGGUAUCUAUCUAUCUGUUUAUAUCUCUCUGUAUGUCUCUCGGAUGUCUGAUUUUAAUGGAGAUUUAUGGGUUGUAUUGAUUUGACGAGGUAGAGGAGCGCCUGCUUGUGACUGAGAGUUUUGUUAGGUUUCUCUCUCUUUCUUUGUCAUGCGAUAUUCUCAGGCUCUUACUUCCCUUGCGAGGAGUCGCAAGAGAAGGAAGCAGCCUUCUCGCCCACCGUGUGGUUGUGAAUGCGAGCUCUCUCAAGCUUCAAAGAAGCACAAGAGGCUUGAUGACCUCUGUGAUCCUCACUCCUAUCGCUCUACCCUAAAAAGAACCAAUCAUCUGUGGGAGAAGACUGGUAAGGCCUCAUCGGAAACUACUGACCUUCCAGAUUUGGGUCUUCGACGAAGCUCACGCCUUAACAGAACAUCUGAUUCUCUUCCUUCUCCUCAGAUUAAUAGAAACAAUGUCGAGAAAAAGGAGGAAUUGGACAAAGUCAGGGUUAGGGCUGAAAAGGCAGGUGUUUCCGAUGAAAAGGUUGUUGGAAAAACCAGGGUUUCUAAUAGAAAGGAUUUGAAUAAACCAUUUCUUGACGAUGCGGAGAAAACCAGUAGCAGGGAGCGAUGGCCUAGAUCAAGAGUAGUUAAAGAUAGGGCUGGUUUUCAUAAUGAGGGUACAAGUGUUUCUAGACGAGCAAAGAGGAAGCUUCUGAAGGAUUUGGAUGUCUCAGAUGAGUACGGAUUCAAUGGUGGCAUCUCUUGGGCAAGGAAAUCAAAGAGGCAGUUUAGGCCAAGGGUGUGUUCUAUAGAGAAAAGUGAGGAAGAAAUCAGCGAUGAGGUUAGUUAUGGAAAGAGCAAUGAGAAAACAUUGAGGGACUGGCUGAGGCAUAGUAAUGGUGGACUCAAUUCACGAGCACCUAAAGAUUUGGUUUGCAAGGAGAAAGGCGAUGUUGGUGAAGGUAUAGCUUUUAAUAAAUCAAACUCUAUGAGCCACGGGGAUGCUGGGGAAUUGAAGAAUGAUAAUCGUUUACAAGUUGACAGUGAAAGGAUGCAGGUCGCAAGUUCAAGUGCUGCUCUUCUGGUGAGGAAUGAUGCUCUUGAAUCAAAGCAGUUUCCAUCAUGUGACGAUGCAUUAGACAACGAGAGAUUGGAGAAGAAUAGGGGCUCAGAAAACUUAAUAUCUUGUGUAGUUAUGGAUACUCCAAACAAAAUUGAUGAUUCUGGCAUGGACCCAUCAGCUGUUAAUGCUCCACCGCCCAUACCCAAUUGUAAUUUGGAGACAAGUCCAAGUGGGAAGGACUUGGAAAAUGCAGAUCCUUGUUUAAAAGGUGACAGAGAGAUACAGCCUGACAUUCCCAUCAAUGGUGUUGAGAAUCCUCAAAGUAUUAUUCCUCCUGGUUCUAGAGAACCGAUUGGCGAAAACGAUCCUCUUGGCUCUGAAGAACCUAUUGGCGAAAACAAUCCUCUUGGCUCUAAAGGACCCACUGUGGAAAAUGAUAACCACAUUAAACGCAAUAUAAGGGAAGUGUGCCCUGGUGUUGUGGAUUAUAGCUUUUACAGGGUUGAAGAAAGAUCAGACAAUCAAGAAUCAUCUCAACGUGCAAAUGUAGAUGAUAGCAAGCUCAAGUCAAAUGUUGAUAUUGCAAAACCAGGGAUAACAGAGGGGCGAAGGUGCGGUCUAUGUGGUGGAGGGGUUGAUGGAAAGCCUCCAAGGAGGCUGUUGCAGGAUGGUGCUGACAGUGAUAAUGAGGCCUAUGAUGGGUCAUCGGCUUCAGAUGAGCCUAACUAUGAUGUGUGGGAUGGUUUUGGUGAUGAACCUGGUUGGCUUGGGCGCCUUUUGGGCCCUAUAAUUGAUCGUUUUGGAAUCCCUGGCAUAUGGGUACAUCAACAUUGUGCAGUUUGGAGCCCUGAGGUUUACUUUGCUGGUUUGGGGUGCCUGAAAAAUGUCAGAGCUGCACUUUGCCGAGGAAGAGCAUUGAAGUGCAACCGCUGCGGCAGGCCUGGAGCAACGAUUGGGUGUCGGGUUGACCGCUGUCCUAAAACCUAUCACUUGCCUUGUGCGCGAGCUGAAGGCUCUGUCUUUGAUCAUCGAAAAUUCCUUAUUGCCUGUUCGGAUCAUCGCCAUCUAUUCCGACCUCAAGGAGAACUAUACCGUCUGCGGAUCAACAAAUUGAAAGUCAGGAAGAUGAGAUUUGAUACACGGAAGCAGUCAAAUGAUGCCUGGCGCAAGGACUUGGAAGCGGAAGAAAAGUGGUUGGAGAACUGUGGUGAAGAUGAAGAGUUCUUGAAGCGUGAAAAAAGAAGGCUUCAUCGAGAUCUCUUGAGAAUUUCGCCCGUCUACAUUGGUGGUUCUUCUUCUGAUAGAAUCAAGUUGAAUGAGGGUUGGGAGUCGGUGGCUGGGCUCCAGGAUGUCAUUCGAUGCAUGAAGGAGGUUGUCAUUUUACCACUUUUAUACCCAGAAUAUUUUAGUAGUAUAGGACUUACACCUCCAAGGGGAGUUCUUUUACAUGGAUACCCUGGGACUGGUAAAACACUUGUUGUUCGAGCCUUGAUUGGAGCAUGCUCUCGUGGAGAUAAGCGGAUUGCUUAUUUUGCUCGUAAAGGUGCAGAUUGCUUAGGAAAAUAUGUUGGUGAUGCUGAGCGUCAACUCAGGCUGUUAUUUCAGGUUGCUGAGAAAUCUCAGCCAUCCAUAAUAUUUUUUGAUGAGAUUGAUGGGUUAGCGCCAACACGAUUCGGGCAACAAGAUCAAACACAUAGUUCAGUUGUAUCGACAUUGCUUUCCCUCAUGGAUGGUUUGAAAUCUCGAGGUUCAGUCAUUGUAAUUGGUGCAACUAAUCGGCCUGAGGCAGUUGAUCCAGCUUUGAGGCGCCCUGGAAGAUUUGAUAGGGAAAUUUAUUUUCCUCUUCCAUCUGUCAAGGACAGAUCUGCUAUUCUUGCCCUUCACACUCGAAAGUGGCCGAGGCCUGCAUUUGAACCAUUGCUGACAAAGAUAGCUGAAAGAACUGCUGGGUAUGCAGGGGCUGAUCUCCAGGCUCUUUGUACUCAAGCUGCUAUGAUUGCUUUGAAGAGGACUUGUCCAUUGAAAGAACUUUUAUCUGAUCCUGAACGUAAUAAAUGCAUUAGUCUUCCAACAUUUGCCGUGGAUGAAAGAGAUUGGUUAGCUGCUCUUGCAUGUGCCCCUCCUCCCUGCUCCCGAAGAGGUGCAGGAAUGAUUGCAAAUGAUGUCACCCCCUGUCCUCUUCAGAGUCAUCUUUUUUCUUGCUUGUGUCAACCAUUGGUUGAGUUACUCAUUUCCCUUUACCUAGACGGGCACAUAGUCCUUCCUCCCCCCUUGUUCAAAGCUGCAAAACUUAUUGAGAUUUCCCUAAUUUCUGCCUUGGAACAUAGGAAGCUUCCUACUGUUUCCUGGUGGUCUGCUAUUAAUUGUUUGAUAAGGGAGCCAGAUGUUGCAAGAGACAUUCAGAAAAGCCUUUCUCGGGCUGGCUUAUUGAUUGACAAUGGUGAAAAUGAUGAUGGUCUUGAGGAUUGUGAUUCCUGUGUGUUGGAGGCUUCUUGUCCACCAGGCUGCAUGCUGACUCACAGUAGACUUUAUGAGAAGGAAAGAUCACGGGGAUUUAGAGUUUUGAUUGGGGGAAGUCCUAGGUCAGGUCAAAGGCAUCUUGCCAGUUGUGUUCUAUAUGGCUUUGAGGGUCAUGUUGAAAUUCGGAAGAUUGAUCCAGCAACUAUAUCUCAAGAAGGGAAUGGUGACAUUGUGCAAGGGUUAACACAGAUUCUCUUGAGAUGUCUAAGUAUUGGUCCAUGCGUAAUAUACAUGCCGAGAAUUGAUUUAUGGGCUGUGGAGAUUUCUGACCAUCAAGCCACGGAAAAAGAUACUGAUUUCUGUAUAAAUGCUGGCAACAAAUUCCUAGAGGCAGAAGGAGCAAUUAAAGCAUCACAUGCAUGGAAUUCAUUGGUCGAGCAAGUUGAUUCUCUGUGUCCUUCAUCCUUGAUGAUUUUGGCUACAUGUGAGAUGGAGAAUCAUGUACUCCCAUAUCAGAUAACACAGUUUUUUACGAGUAAAAUGCUGAAGGUUAAUGAUUCGGUUUCUUUGAAGCAUACAGUGCCACGAUUUUGUGUCCACCUAGAUGGAUCUUUUGACCGGGAGUUGGUCUUUGAAUCAUCAGCAUCAAUGCUCUCGAGGAAUUUGGUUCAAGAAUAUGUUCAUAUGAUACAUCACAAGUUGCGCAUUAGCAAUAUUAGUGGCCAGGAGGACAACAGUUGUACCGAUGCCAAAGCAUCUUCAGACAUGAGAAAUGACACAAGUGGGUGCCAUGUAACUGUUAGAGAGAAAGAUACACUACCUGAUUCAGAAACGUUGGUUUCCAAUGGUGAUUCUUUUUAUAAAGAUGGUCAAGCUAAGCAAAAUCAUUGGCAGCCUGCAGCAUCUGGCCAUGAUAAAGGAGAUAUUUGGGUGCGAUCUUGUCUAGAUUCUGAUCCUGGUAUCUCUGCUAAUAUGUUGGGUUUGAGAGGAAGAUCUAGCAUGCAAUUAGCAGCAGCGACAUGUGGCUACCAAAUUCUCCGGUAUCCUCAGUUUGCUGAACUUUGUUGGGCAACCUCGAAACUGAGAGAAGGCCCAUAUGCCCAUAUAAAUGGGCCUUUGAAGGAUUGGCCAUUUAAUUCUUGUAUAAUCUCUCCUUAUAAAUCACCUGAGAAUGUUCCAGUCACUAAUAGCCCUUCUCAGCACAAAAGCUUGGAAUGUUCCAUUGUUAGAGGCUUAGUGGCUGUGGGAUUGUUAGCAGAUAGUGGUGUCUAUGGAACUGCACGUGAAGUUGCUUGCGAAAUUAGGAAGGUCCUUGAGCUUUUUGUUCGGCAAAUCAAUACCAGGAUACAGGAAGAGAAAGAUAGAUUUCGUUUUGUUCGUCUUCUUUCACAGGUGGCUCAUCUGGAGGACAUGGUCAACAGCUGGGCUUAUGCAAUGCAGAGUGUAGAGCUGGAUGGUCAAAUGUUGGCCUCAAAUCAUCAGGCAUUGGCUAAGCCUGACCUCGAUAUUUCAGCUCAUGCUCCUAACCUUACCAAGGAUGUCCCAUGUAUGCGGACAACAUCUUCUGAUGCUUGCCAUGAAGUUACAGAGCACACAGAGGUAUUGGUUCCCCAGAAUGCAGGGGCAGAUUGUGUCGUGGGGAACUCUGAAAUUGGUUUACCUUCUUUAGAUGAGCCUCCGGCAUUUCUAGAACAAAGGAAAUCCUCUCAGGAGGGUCCCUUUACUCGACGUGUUACUGUUUCAUUUAGUCAAGAUUUAGAAUUACUCACCCAAAAAACAUCAAAGGAGCUAAUGCUGGAUAAUAUUGCACAAACUUUUGGGUCUGAGGGUGAUUUGGCUGCUCAUUCUGAUCAAUUAAAUGGUAUCAAGAGCUCUUCUAGCAAGACCAGCCAUGCAUCUGCUGGGUCUGGGAUGCUAUAUUGUUAUAAGUGUUGUUUGGAAUGCUUGGAAGUUCUCCAUGUCUUGGCCAAGAAAUUUCUAAAUGAUUGCUGGAAAUCUGAUGGGUGCUCUUCAUCAUUGGAGGAUGUCCAUGAUGUCAUUGCUUCAUGUUCUUCUCGCCUUUUAAUAACCAGCGCAAAAUUUCGUGUUAAUGAAAGUUCUGGUGAUUUACAUGGGUCUUGUGGUGGAAAGCUAAUUCACAGAACACAGAGUAAGUGUUGUGCUUGUCAAGUAGUUGGUGAUACUGAAAAUAGAAAAAUAUCAUCUUCAUCAAAAUAUUUGGGAAGUGGAGAAAUGGUGCCAUCAGAAUGCAGAUGCCAUUCAAGAAGCAAUAAUAUGGUUGGGGAUAGAGGUUCCCCUAAAAGUUAUCGCGAUGGAUCUGAAUUAAAGUUUUGUUUUAGAGACUGCACACUCGUGCCUUUUGGCAUGGUGCGGGAUGUUUGUUUUCAAUACACAUUCAAGCAAUUUUGUCUUUGUUCUCUUAUUGAGAGACUACUAAAGAAACGAAUUCAUUGGAGUCACAUUUCCUGCUGAAGUAACUAUUGUAGUAUAGAUGUUAAUGUUUCUGUCACUGUAAACUCCUCCUGGGGCCAAUUUUGUCUCAUCCCCUCUGCGGGAAUUAUUCUUUGCAUGUAAGUAUUGUGAGUUCUGAAUUUUUUUCCUAAUGAUAUCCAUAAUCCAUGUUAUGCAUGGUUUGCCUUAUUUAUUCCCUUGGAGGUUUUUUAAUGUGUUGAUACUUUCUGUGCUUCCAUUUUAUGGUCUGUUACUUUUGCACAACCUACUCAUUGGUUGUAGUGCUGUUGGAACCUUCGUUCAUUAUCAUCUAUCGUUAAAUAACUGUCAAAAUUUUAUCAUUAUUGACGAUAAUCAUUUUUGAGAAGAGAUUCUUUAUAAUUAUCUCAUUAUGGUUUGACUUGUAUUCAUUUUAACUUCAUCGCCAUUUGAUAUAUCAAACAAAAAUAUGUCUCUUUCCACUUGUCAAUGGAACUUUACUGCUUCCUCUUAAAUGCCUGAUGGGAUUUUCUCAUAAAUUGGCAAUACUUACCCCUUAUAUCAUGUAAACUAUGAAAAAUUAUGCUAACAAGUAGAUUGUGUCAUGAAAGGUGGUUACGGUAGGUGCCAUGUCGAUUGAAUCACAGAGGCAUGAUACAUGAAAUAUGUGCUGGGUCUCCCGGCAUUUACCCAUUUAAGAAGACAGUUGGAAAUAUCAAUUACUGUCUUGAGGUUGUACUACUGAUGAAGUGGCAAAAUCAUUCAAGGAUGCAGUUUUUUUUUUGAGGAAAUAUUUGAUUAUAUUAAGUGGAAGUGAUAAAUAUUAUUGAGAAGGCUACCCACAGGUCAGGAGCUCAAUACAUUCUCAAUAGGACUUUGCAUUAUCCCUUAACAAAAAAUGCAGUUUAUCACAUGGCGAAAAUUUCAGGCAGUUGAGAGGCUACAGAAACUAGGUGUGAAGGUGGAAAGGGCUACUGAGAAGGAAAAGAGAAGUCAGAAAAAGAGGUGGUGAAGAGAAAGGGAGGAUCAAAGUACAAGAAAGGAGCUAAAGUGAAGUGGGAUGGGGGUGGAGGGAGUCUGAGAGCUUGAACGAUAAGGAGUGAAUGUGGAACAUAACCCAUAAACCAAUUAAUCCUAUGAGCAAGAUUCUGUGCCACCUAAAUGAAAGACGAAGAAAGGGUAAAAAGGAAAGCAGGGAGGGAAAGGAAAAAGGAGGGGGAUGUGAAGAAAUAGAGGCGAGGCAUAUGGAGAGGAAAGAAAUGGAGGGGGGUUUUGGAUGAAUGAAGGCAAUUUGUAGAAUGCAGAAGAUGCUAGUGGAAUCUUCAGCCUCUGUAUGCUCCUAUGUUCUCCAAAAGAGGAACUGAGCUGAUGGUGUACCCUGAGUCUGAAGCUUGCCAAAAGACCCCAAGGCUGGCUUUGGAGGUUGUGAAGUAAGAUGCACCUAGGUGAAUAGAAGUAGAUAUGGAAGUGGGUUAAUAGCAGCAAGAGCCAUGGACAAGGGAUGAGAGAACCGAUGGCAAUAUGGAUGAAGAAGCACCCUUGCAAUAGCUAGUCCCUGUGAAACAAUGGUAUUUGGGGGAACUUUUAGCAGUUCUUCUGCAAUUCAUGACCCUGUAUAAGUGCCAAGGGGAUAGAAGCCAAGAGUACCCAAAUGUGUUCCUAACACCGGGAAGGAAAAAAAAAAACUCAUCUUUAUGCUGCUAUAACCACACACUAUCAAGCAUCUUUUUUCUUUUUCCCUUUUUUGUUCCUUUUUUCUUUUGGGUAGUAACUAAUAUGUUUUUAUUUUUAUUUUUAUUUUUAAUUUCUAUUUUCCUUUUUUUUCCUUUUCUUUUCUAUGUAUCAAAUGUUCAAGGCAGACAAUGAUUUGUGAACCCCUGUUAUAUUUGGUGUGGUCCUUUAUCUUUGACAAAAACAAUUUAAGUUAGUUUAUGAUUUAUGUGUGAUGUGUCAUUUCAGAUUUAGGUACUAUUGCGCACAUUUUGUGGGCUUUGAGAUGUUAUUGCCCAAAUUUUGGAGUUUUAGGGCUGUUGAUCUUGUAAAGGAUUGAAUGCUUCUGGUUCUAUUGGAUCCUUCUUGGUGUGGGAGAUUGUUUGAGAUGGGCCUGGAAAUAAUCUCCCAUUUAGUGGAGCUUGGCUAUGAUUUUUGAUACUUGUAGUACUGAUGAUGUCCCCUUUGAGCACGUCCUUGUGGGGGAAUGAGGAGGCUGAUAUGCGUAUUAAUCACUGGUUUUUGGGUUUCGUUUUUUCGUUGAUGUUGCUUUGGCACUUCCUGACAUAUGUACUCUUUUUGUUUCCUUGUACUUCAUUUCAUUUUAACAGAAUUUAUUGAAUGUCAAAAAUAAAAUGUAUAAUUGCACAUUUUGGCAUUUAGAGGGCAUCUAAUGUAUGAUAACUUUUUUGUGAGGUAUUGGAAGAAUCACUGCACUUUUUUGUACAGGUGUAUGUGUAAUAUGGGGUGAUACUGCAAGUAUUUUCCUGUUUGGAUCAUGGUUAUAGGGAUCGAAAUUGCACCAGAUCCAGAAUUGGUAUCGGGACCUUGGGAUCGUGGCAAGAAGAAAGCUCUCCAUGGUAGGGCCACAGUCUGUACACCUUGAAAUCUUGGGAUCUCGAUCCAAGCUUAAUAGGGAUCGGAUGGUAAAUUAUACAGGACCAACACCAUCUGGUUAAAAUUGAGGCCCCGAGAGCACUUAACUAAUGUAGUGGACCUCGAUCCCAAAUUGGAAGGAUUGAGAUUCUAAAAUUCAAGAAUCACGGAGGAGCAAGAUCCCCUUCCUCAAAGCGCAUGAUUGGGAUUCCGAAGCAGAAUUGACCACUUGGUUGUCCCAAUAAUUGUCAAUCAAUGACUGGGUGUCGCACAUUUCUUUUUCUUGAAGAAAAGAAUAUCACACAUUUCUUGAGCAUGAUUUGACUUUGACCUACCAUUGCUCUAUUUUAUUGCUGAAGCAGAACAUCAGUUUAGGGCGUUCGGUGCGGACAAGGUUCCAGGUAUGGAGUUUUCGUAAGAGAUCUUGGUGAAUAACAUUCUCAGAUGGCUACACUUUGAUGGACAAUCGCAAUUAUUCAUCUCUUUCAUGCUCUCACCAAGCACAUUGAGAAAGGGGAUCACUUUUUGAGACAUGUUUUAUUGGGUGGGAUGGACAUAGUCAAUGCUCGGUCCCAUGCUCCAGUGGCUGACACUGAUGGCAAAGGCUCGUCUACCCAAGUAUAGCUUUAAUGGAUUACGAGAAAAUUGGCUAUUCAUCAUGCUUCAUGUCCCAUAUUGAGGGGGACUGCAAACUGUGAAGAGACAAGCAUAGUUUAAUUACACUUAUAUUCUUUAUUUUUUUCACUGUGUACUUCUGCUCAUUGUUUGAGAAGCUUCUUGUGAUUUUCUUAUGAGGUUACUACUGUGAUUUGUUCAAGUAGUAAAGUUAUAUAUGCAUCAAUACAAUGUCCUUCACGUAUCUAUAUUAUCCAAUUGAUGUAUUAUGUCC